This is a messenger RNA of Hymenoscyphus albidus, 2833 nucleotides long. The record is from the annotation of a GenBank genome assembly. Lineage: Eukaryota; Fungi; Ascomycota; Leotiomycetes; Helotiales; Helotiaceae.
CUUUCAUACACUACACCUCGACCUCCACCACCACCACCCUACUGUGACAUUGACAUUGGAGAACAUUUCUAUUCAUUCUUCCGCCGCUCUCUCUCUCCCAUCCGCAUUCUUUCGACGAGCAUGCUUUGUUAUUGAACGUUGAGCCCCCGUCGCACCAUCACUAUCAUCGAAAUCUCAGUCCAAAAACCCCUACAUCGAUACUCAACCCACCACUACCCAACGGAAGCUGCGACCUUGAAGCACACGUACUAGGUCCCCAACCACAAGAUGACUCCUGCCGUGAAGUAUGGGCAGAUCAUUGAGUAUAUUCCAGGUAAGCCGGCCCCAAUUAUGCCAACCCCACACAACCACAUCCUUUCUUGCACAUCGAGUAUUUUUCCCCGGGACAGUAUCAUUACGCAUUGUUAUACCCAGCUCUAUAUCAUCGUGCGUGGCAAUGGACUACCGGGCCAUGUUCGAGUGGGCAUCGCGAGUUUCCAGCUCUGAGGAUGAAGUCGCCGCAAAACAACAUGAAUCACAACAAUGCCUCACAAUAAUAAACAAUGCCCCGUUCCAAUGGCUAAUGUAUACAGACCGAUUGUAUCUAGCUUCAUACACGACCCCCCCAACCGAAGACACUCUUUUCCCAUACCCCGAUCGCCAACCUUCCCGCAGGUCUCCCAGCAAACGCUCAGCCAGGGCAGCAGAUGGACCUUCUGCGGUGUCAGACCGAGAUCGUACUCCACCAUACUAUUUCUCCAUUGACGAUUCCUUGUUAUACAAUGCAUUCCAUCACGAUUUCGGACCAUUGCACAUCGGCCACCUGUACAGAUUUGCCGUUCAAUUCCAUGACAUUCUUGGUGCCCCCGAAAAUAAAGAUAAACCCGUUGUAUUCUGGAGUAAAGCAGAUGCGCGAAGUGAGUUUUCAAUGGGAACAAAAAUGCUUAAUUGGAAGACUAACAAGCGUUUCAAGGUCGAGCAAACGCUGCCUGUAUUCUUGCCUCGUACAUGGUCCUAAUCCAAGCAUGGGCACCACAUCUCGCACUCGCCCCAAUCGCACAAGCCGACCCUCCACUCAUGCCUUUCCGCGAUGCAGGAUAUAGCCAGGCAGAUUAUGGGAUUACAGUUCAGGAUGUAGUAUAUGGUGUAUGGCGUGCAAAGGAACAGGGCUUCUGUGCUUUGCCCACAUUUGAUCUUGAAGAGUACGAACGUUAUGAGCGUGUAGACCAAGGUGACUUCAACUGGUUGACUCCGGACUUUCUCGCCUUCGCAUCUCCUCAGCACACUCCUGUGGCACCGAUAUCGCCCUCGUCCCCCCUUUAUGCCACUUUACCAUCAACCAUUGAAGCUGUUGAUGCACACCCAACUCUUCCUUCUCCAUUCAAAAACGUACUGAAACACUUCGCUCAGAGGGACAUCGGGCUAGUGGUUCGUCUCAACUCCGAGCUCUAUUCCCCGUCAUUUUUUACGGCACUCGGAAUUGAGCACUUGGAUAUGAUAUUCGAUGACGGCACUUGCCCAAACCUGUCCGUGGUUCGCAAAUUCAUCAGACUGGCUCAUGAGAUGAUCACAGUCAAGAAAAAGGGGAUUGCAGUUCAUUGCAAGGCUGGUCUCGGCCGCACUGGCUGCUUGAUUGGAGCUUACCUCAUUUAUCGUUAUGGGUUCACGGCCAACGAGAUCAUUGCCUACAUGCGUUUCAUGAGGCCUGGGAUGGUAGUUGGGCCUCAACAGCACUGGCUGCAUCUUAAUCAGGGGACUUUCCGUCAAUGGUGGAUUGAAGAGCAAUUUGAAAUCAAGAUGAAGGAAAAGAUGGCCGCCAUGGCACCAACCACACCAACCAGAGUUGGCUCCAAGCCAUACUUGGUGAAUAAUCAGAUCGCGACACCGCCAAAUGCUAACAGAAGAUCGCCUCUCGGAGAGGUAGACAAUGAACAACGCCACGCCAUUGGGGUCCAGGAAGACUGCCUACCAGCUCCAACACCUGGCCAGCCACGAAAAACGAGUAGAGCUGUUGACCGUCAUCAUCCAUACAACCGGAAUGUCUCGGCCUAUACCUCUGCUGAUGAUGAGCAAGUGAUUCAAAGGGAAACUGAGGUCAUCUCAAUUCACCGAUCGUCACUAGACAACGCAGAUGCCGAGGACGAAAUUCGCAUGCGAACGAAGACUAGCCGCAAGUCGUCACGAUCGCCAGGCAGAAGCGAACACAGAUCCAUCAGUCACACCACCACGACCAUCUACUCAGUCGAUGACAGUAGCAACGACAUCGAAAACAUCGGUUCGACGAGCCGUUCAAAGACUCCAGCAGCCCUGAAAUCUGGUAGUGGUUCUAGUACCAUGAGCAAAGUCCGUGGAAGCCCAAAGCGAACAGGUGACAGCUUGAGAGAAAAGACAAGUGCCGGCGUUCGAAAGACCAGUGGAAGAGUUGGCAGUGUAACAGUCUCCGCCGCCCGCAAGGUCUCCGGUCUGUAAAUAUUAUGCUAUUGCUAUUGUGGUUGCAUCAAAAAGAACUCGGCGUCUGAGGAUGAAGCAUAUGAAUUUUUCGGCUCUAUUUGCAAAGGGAAAGGGACGGGGCACGGCGUUUUGUUUGUGUAUUUGUUGAGUAUUAUGCGUCUUGAUGAGUUUUCGAUUCUUGCCUUGCUCCUUUUGCUUCAGUCACGUUGGAUUGGAGUAUUGGCUCGCGUUCGUGUGGAUAUUGAUUGAUGGGGAUUUGCUCUUUUGAAUUGGGUCGGUUGGGAGUCUGUUAUUUUUAAUUUUGUUUUUUCAUGAGUGAUGAGCAAGGCAUUGCAUACGAACAAAUAGAGAUUAAAGACUCUGGAAAACAUAAAAAUUUCAAAAGAAAUACUUCUUGGUGUAA